AUGUAUUUCAAAUUUCUAUUCAUUACUUUUAUUGUUCAUUCAUCAUGUUUAAAUCUUCUUGAUAUAUGUCAAUCAGGUAUUCGUGAUGAUGGUAUAAAUUAUGUUCAUUGUGCACGAAAAUCAUUAACAGAAAUUCCAUAUUUUUCAUCAAAUCGUUUAUUUAAUUUAGCAUUUGAUGAACUUAUUUUAUCCGAUAAUUUAAUAACACAUAUUCAUGCAAAUGCAUUUUCUGGUUUACGUAUAAAACGUCUUAUUAUGUCUGGCAAUCAUUUAAAAUCAAUCGAUAAAGAUGCAUUUCGUGAAUUAGAAAAUUAUCUUGAAGAAAUUAUUCUAGAAUUUGAUUCAACUAUUGUUGAUAGAAUACCACAAGCAAUUCAAACAAAUCUAGUAAAUAUUAAAAGUUUAACAUUAAUUGGAUUAAAUUUACGUAUAUUACCAUCAAAUGUAUUUAAUCAAAUGAAAAAAUUAGAAAAAUUAUAUUUAAAAUCAUGUAAUAUCCAAACUAUUGAAACAAAUGCAUUUCAAAUAAUUGAAAAUCAAUUACGAUAUUUAUAUCUUGAUAAUAAUAAAUUAAAGAAAAAUAUUUUUAAUGAAAUUAAUCGUUUAAUUUUACUUGAAAAAUUAUCUUUAUCACAUAAUUUUAUCCAAGAAUUUGAUAUUGAAUUAUUAAAUAAAAAUUUAAAAUAUUUAGAUUUAUCAUAUAAUUAUUUAAAAAAAUUAUUAUUAAUCAAUAUGAAUAAUUUACAAAUAUUAAAUUUACAAAAUAAUUUAUUAACAUCAGAACAUAUUCAUGGUUCUAUACCAAAACAAUUAAAAGAAUUAAUAUUAGAUUUCAAUUCUAUACAUACAAUCAAUAAAAAUUUUAUACCGAAACAAAAUUCAUUAGAAAUUUUAUCAUUACAAAGCAAUGAAUUUUUAUUAAAUAAUUCAAAUAUAUUUCAAUAUUUACAUAAACUUAAACAACUAAAUUUAGCAAGAAAUAAUAUUCAAACUAUACCAAAAGGUUUAUUUAAUUAUACUUAUUCACUUGAAAGUUUGAAUAUGGAUCGUAAUCCAUUACUUCCAUUAUCAAUUGAUACAUUUUCUGGUAUAGAAAAUUCUCUAGUUAAUAUAAGUUUUCAAUCAUGUACAUUAACAUCACAAUCUUUAAUUGCUUUUACACGUCUGAAAAAUCUUGAACGUUUAAAACUUCAAUCAAAUUUAUUAACAAAAAUUCUUCCAGAAAAUCUUUUUUCUUCAAUGUUAAAAUUAAUUGUUAUUGAUUUACAACGUAAUCAAAUAACACAAAUUCCAUCCAAAUUCCCAUCAUCAUUACGUGAAUUAGAAUUAGGUAAUAAUCAGUUAACAAAUGUACCAUUUAAUAAUCAAACAUUUCAACAAUUAUCUCAACUUAUUACACUUGAUCUUAGUUCAAAUCCACUACAAUGUGAUUGUCAUAUAAAAUCUUUAUAUUAUUGGUUAUUAACACAUUUUCAAUCUGAACUUGUACCAUAUGUUCAAUGGAUAUGUACAAAACCAAAAAAUCUUUUUGGAAAACAAUUAGGUUCUUUAUUAGAUCAUCAAUUAAUUUGCAAUGAAAAACAAAUAUCAUCAUUUCAUGUAUGGUUAAAAGAUUCUGAAACUGCUGUACUUGAAUGGUCAUUUGUAUCUUUAUCAACACCAUUAAAAUUAAUUGUUAAUGAAAAUAAUGAACAUUUACCAAUACUUAAUUUAAAUAAUACGCAAAAUUAUUUUCUUUUAGAAAAAUUAAAACCCUCAACAAAUUAUACAUUAUGUUUACAAACAUAUGAACAUUAUUUAUGUCGAAAUUUAACAACAAAAACUCAACAUAUAAUUUCAUUAACAUCAGUAACAUCAUCAUCAUCAGUUACGAUUAAUAUUGAAUAUAUAGUUAUUGCAAUAUCAUUUGGUAUUUGUCUUAUCAUAUUAAUUCUUUUUAUCAUAGUUUUAUUUUUGAUAAAACAACGUGUAAAAUAUCCACAUUCAUCUAAAAUAACAACAAUUGAAUCUUAUUAUCAAACAAAUGGAUCUGAUACAACACAAACUGCUAUUUGUAAUAAUUCAAUAGAAGAAAAUUCAAUAAAUAGUCUGAAUUAUCGACAAUCAACACCAAUAUUUUGUUAUUGUCAUUUACCAUCUACGUAUUAUCAUGAUCAACAACCCUAUCAUCUAUAUCAUGAAAUUCCAUAUAAUAAGCCUCCUACUAUUAUUUGA
Adineta steineri is the source of this 2214-nucleotide messenger RNA. The record is from the annotation of a GenBank genome assembly. Lineage: Eukaryota; Metazoa; Rotifera; Eurotatoria; Adinetida; Adinetidae.